Dentiscutata erythropus is the source of this 319-nucleotide messenger RNA. The record is from the annotation of a GenBank genome assembly. NCBI's taxonomy places the organism in Eukaryota, Fungi, Glomeromycota, Glomeromycetes, Diversisporales, Gigasporaceae.
GAUAAUAAUAAUUGGUUAGAGAAUAAUAUCCAUGAAAUUAUUAAAUCAAGGCGAGAAGAGAUUAAGAAAACUCCAAUUGUUCAAAAAUUGAAAUCCGACAUGUUAACGAUGUUUUUAACGGUGAACACUGAGAGAGAUGUUACCGAAAAGAUCGCGGAUGAUCUUCAUGAUAAACCAAUGUCUGAUGAUCAGAUCAUACCUAAUUUUAUGGAAGCUAUAUCUGCUGGUACUAGUUCGGGUGGAAAUUCCAUAUGCUUUUUAGUUUAUUUCUUGGAAAAUUAUCCGAAAGUAAAACAACGAAUGAUAGAAGAAAUUGAAU